Messenger RNA from Diospyros lotus (date-plum), 770 nucleotides. RefSeq names its product pathogenesis-related protein 1A-like. The record is from RefSeq and is a predicted model, not a curated record. The transcript has a single exon. Gene Ontology annotation, cellular component: extracellular region. Bases 76 to 597 code for a protein of 173 amino acids. NCBI's taxonomy places the organism in Eukaryota, Viridiplantae, Streptophyta, Magnoliopsida, Ericales, Ebenaceae.
UUCCAUGCAUCAUCUUCUUCAUUGAUCUUCACAACAAGCAGCCUACUUUAGCUUCUGCAAAUUAAUUAAGCAAAAAUGGCAGCACUGCAUAAGACCUCCUCCUCAGUACUGUCUCUCCUAGUUUGUUUCACGAUCAUCGUCCUGGCAUUAGAGUUCCACCCCUCUCGGGCCCAGAACUCCCCGCAAGACUACCUCGACGCCCACAACUCGGCUCGUUCCGAGGUGGGCGUCGGACCCAUGGUUUGGAACGACACGGUGGCCGCCUAUGCUGAAAGCUACGCCAACCAGAGGAGCGCCGACUGCGCUCUGAUUCACUCCUCCAAUAGUCCGUACGGCGAGAACCUCGCCGUCAGCGACGCCGAUGAGUUCACCGCCGUGGAAGCCGUGAACCUCUGGGUGGAGGAGAAGGCCUACUACGACUACGGCUCGAAUUCUUGCGCCCAAGGUAAGGUGUGCGGGCACUAUACGCAGGUGGUGUGGAGAAAUUCCGUCCGGCUCGGCUGCGCUAGGGUUCAGUGUAGUGCCGGCGAGUGGAAGUGGUUCAUCAUUUGCAGCUAUGAUCCCGCCGGCAAUGUCUCCGGCCAACGCCCUUACUAGAUACACACACACAUAUAUAAUGAUAUAAAUAAAAGUUGUACUUGCGGUUGCAGUUGGUUUACUUCAACUGGAUCCUGCAAUUGGCACUGUGUUGUGCUCUUCAGUCUUUGCAUUUCGGAUGUAUUUGUUUCUUUCCCUUGGGAUAAAUAAAACACAUGCAUUUGAUUUAGCCA